Erigeron canadensis is the source of this 2219-nucleotide messenger RNA. Its product is annotated as FACT complex subunit SSRP1-like. NCBI's taxonomy places the organism in Eukaryota, Viridiplantae, Streptophyta, Magnoliopsida, Asterales, Asteraceae. The transcript is spliced from 16 exons. Gene Ontology annotation, molecular function: histone binding; nucleosome binding; DNA binding. Gene Ontology annotation, cellular component: FACT complex; nucleus. Bases 78 to 2003 code for a protein of 641 amino acids. The record is from RefSeq and is a predicted model, not a curated record.
UAGAUAAAUUACCUCAAAGAAUUCUCGACAAAUCAAAAAACCCUAACUUUUUCUCUCAAAUUAGCUCCGCAUUUGCGAUGGCGGACGGCCAUAUGUUCAACAACAUCUCUCUCGUCGGCCGUGGCGGCAAUAAUCCAGGGCAACUAAGGGUUCAUUCACGGGGACUGCUGUGGAAGAAACAAGGUGGUGGCAAGGCUGUGGAAGUAGAUAAGUCGGAUAUCGUGAACAUUACUUGGAUGAAGGUGCCACGGAGCAAUCAGCUUAGUGUGCUGAUUAAGGAUGGGCUCAAGUAUAAGUUUGUUGGUUUUCGUGUUCAGGAUGUGGCCAGCCUGACCAAUUUUUUCCAGAACUCGUGUAAUAUAGCACCGGAAGAGAAGCAGCUUUCAGUUAGUGGAAAGAACUGGGGAGAAUUAGAUAUAAAUGGUAAUAUGCUUUCUUUUCUUGUUGGUGGGAAGCAAUCUUUCGAAGUGUCUUUGGCUGACGUGUCCCAGACACAGCUACAAGCAAAGACUGAUGUCAUCUUGGAGUUCCAUGUGGAUGACACAACUGGUGCAAAUGAGAAAGAUUCUUUGAUGGAAUUGACCUUCUAUGUUCCCAAUUCAAACCCUCAGUUUGUUGGGGAUGAAAAUCGCUCUCCUGCAGAGGUUUUCCGAGAAAAAAUAAUGUCAAUGGCAGAUGUCGGGACCGGAGGUGAGGGACCUGUUGUCACUUUUGAGAGCAUUCAAACACUUACUCCAAGGGGCCGUUCUGUUUUUGAACUUCAUCUUUCGUUUUUGCGGCUUCAUGGCUCGGUUGGUGAUUUCAAAAUCCAAUACAGCAGCAUAGUUCGUGUUUUUGUUUUACCCAAGGCCCAGCCUCAUACCUUCGUUGUUAUUACUUUGGACCCUCCUAUCCGAAAAGGGAAUACUAUGUACCCACAUAUUGUGACACAGUUUGAUACUGAUAAUGUUGUGGAGAGUACAUUGGUGAUGAAUGAGGACUUGUUUGCUACCAAAUACAAAGACAAGUUAGAACCGUCAUAUAAGGGUCUUACUCAUGAAGUCUUCACAAUGAUAUUGCGCGGGUUAUCUGGCACGAAGCUCACUAGACCCGGUAAAUUUCGUAGCUUUCAUGAUGGAUAUGCUGUGAAGUCCUCACUAAAAGCUGAAGAUGGCGUUCUGUAUCCUCUGGAGAAGAGCUUUUUCUUCCUACCAAAGCCUCCCACACUUAUUCUUCAUGAUGAGAUUGAGUAUGUAGAGUUUGAAAGGCAUUCUGCUGGUGGAGCAAACAUGCAGUACUUUGAUUUUCUUAUCAAGCUAAAGACAGAGCAAGAACAUCUUUUCCGUAACAUUCAGAGAAGUGAAUAUCAUAAUUUGUAUGCUUUUAUAAGGUCAAAGCCUACUAUAAGAAUCAUGAAUUUGGGAGGCGCUGCCCAAGCUCCAGACGGUGUUGCGGCUGUUCUGCAGGAUGAAGAGGAUGACGCUGUUGACCCUCAUCUUGAGCGAAUUAGAAAUGCAGCUGGCGAAGAAGAUAGUGAUGAGGAGGAUGAGGAUUUUGUUGCUGACAAGGAUGAUGACGGCUCCCCCAGUGAUGAUUCUGGGGAUGAUGACUCGAAUGGUAGUGGUAGUGGAAGUGAAAAGGAGCAGAGAGUUCCCAAGAAAGAAUCCAAGAAAAAACCUACUGUUUCUAAAGUCUCUUCAAGUAAGAAGAGAAAUAAUGAUGAAGGGCCUUCACAGAGUAAGAAACAGAAGAAGAAAAAGGAUCCAAAUGCACCCAAGAAAGCACUGAGUGGUUUCAUGUUCUUCUCUCAGCUUGAACGAGAGAAUAUUAGGAAGGAAAUCCCUGGAAUUUCAUUCAAGGACAUUGCGAGGGUUCUUGGAGAGCGAUGGAACAAAAUGACAGCUGAAGAGAAGGAACCGUAUGAGGCAAAAGCCUUGGCAGACAAGAAAAGGUAUCAGAACCAAAUCAACGACUACCAACAAGCCACCAAAAUGGAUUUGAUGGAUGAAUCUGACAGUAAUUAGGGUUUAGAACUUAGUCGGUAGAUGUUCCUCGACAUAUGGUAGUUUUCUAUAUAGUGGUUUUAAAAUCUGUGAUGUCCCAAAAUAAGUAGCUGGUAGAUAAUAUGGGUCUCCGCCUCUUAGCUCAAUAUUUAUGUGAUGUGACAUUGAUGUCUUUAGCACAUUCGUAUUAUGAAAACAUCUAUGGUAGUAAAGUGGUGUUUAUAAGCUUUUAAGUUA